AUGCCGAAGCUUCAGGGCUUCGAGUUCUGGAGCCGCACCCGGGGGGCUCGCCACGUGGUGGCGCCCAUGGUGGACCAGAGCGAGCUGGCCUGGAGGCUGCUGAGCCGCCGGCACGGGGCCCAGCUCUGCUACACGCCCAUGCUGCACGCCCAGGUCUUCGUGCGCGACGCCAACUACCGGAAGGACAACCUGUACUGUGAAGUGUGCCCCGAGGACCGGCCGCUCAUCGUGCAGUUCUGUGCCAAUGACCCAGAGGUGUUUGUCCAGGCGGCUCUCCUGGCCCAGGAUUACUGUGAUGCCGUCGACCUGAAUUUGGGUUGCCCGCAGAUGAUAGCCAAGCGAGGUCACUACGGGGCCUUCCUGCAGGAGGAGUGGGACCUGCUCCAGAGAAUGAUUCUGCUGGCACACGAGAAGCUCUCUGUCCCCGUCACGUGCAAAAUCCGCGUCUUCCCAGAGAUUGACAAGACCGUCAAGUACGCUCAGAUGCUGGAAAAGGCCGGCUGUCAGCUGCUGACCGUGCACGGGCGCACCAAGGAGCAGAAGGGGCCGUUGUCGGGCACCGCGUCCUGGGAGCAUAUCAAGGCUGUGCGGAAGGCGGUAACCAUCCCCGUGUUUGCCAACGGGAACAUCCAGUGCCUGCAGGACGUGGAGCGCUGCAUCCGGGACACUGGAGUGCAGGGGGUCAUGAGCGCAGAGGGCAACCUGCACAACCCCGCCCUGUUUGAGGGCCGCAGCCCUGCCGUGUGGGAGCUGGCCGAGGAAUACCUGGACAUCGUGCGGCAGCACCCCUGCCCCCUGUCCUGCGUCCGGGCCCACCUCUUCAAGCUGUGGCACCACACGCUGCAGGUGCACCGGCAGCUUCGGGAGGAGCUCGCCAAAGUGAAGACCCUGGAGGGCAUCGCGGCCGUGAGCCAGGAGCUGAAGCUGCGGUGUCAGGAGGAUAUGUCCAGGCAGAAGGAGGGAGAGAAGCCCCCUGGCGGCUUGCCUUUCUUCCACUGGAUCUGUCAGCCCUAUUUCCGGCCAGGGCCCAGGGAAGGGAGCAAGGAGAACGGGGGUGCCCGCAGCAAGCGGGCCCUGGAGGAAGAGGAGGCUGGCACAGAUGUCCUGUCCAAGAACAAGCAGAAGAAGCAGCUGAGGAACCCCCACAAGACCUUCGACCCCUCGCUGAAGCCAAAAUAUGCAAAGUGUGAUCAGUGCGGAAACCCAAAGGGCAACAGAUGCGUGUUCAACCUAUGCCGGGGCUGCUGCAAGAAGCGAGCUUUCAGAGAGGCCGCAGAUUGCCCAGGUCACGGAUUGCUUUUUAAAACCAAAUUGGAGAAGUCUCUGGCCUGGAAGGGGGCCAGGCAGCUUUCCUGAGGUGGUGGGCGACGCCCUGGCCUGAAGGGCAGCUGGAGCCCGACACGCAGCCCCCCCACCCGAGGCCCCGGGGCUGCUGCUGAAGCCUCACCACGUCCCGCCGGAGGAAACGCCUUUACUCAGGGAAUCUCCCGCUACUCCACACACAGAAGGAUGAGCUGGUCUUGCCCUCGCCUACGCCGGGAGCCCGGAAAUGCUGCACCGGGGAGCAGGCUCCCAGGCUGGACCUGCCCCCUCCUAGCAACGUGUGUGUUCAAAAGCGAACAAUAAAUCAUUUCAAAGAUG
Messenger RNA from Felis catus (domestic cat), 1641 nucleotides. RefSeq names its product dihydrouridine synthase 1 like (gene DUS1L). Gene Ontology annotation, biological process: tRNA processing. Lineage: Eukaryota; Metazoa; Chordata; Mammalia; Carnivora; Felidae. Gene Ontology annotation, molecular function: flavin adenine dinucleotide binding; tRNA dihydrouridine synthase activity. The record is from RefSeq and is a predicted model, not a curated record.